GGGAGAGGUUCUGGUUCAGCACCUGGAGACGGUUUAUCACGGAAGGGUGCCAUGAGAUCUGACCUUUCUGAAGACUUUGUGCUUUGUCAACCUAGGGGAGGAAGCCAGCCCACUUUUGAAGUUGAGAAGAAGUCUAGGAGGAAAAUAGAAAUGCAAGAACUGCAUAUGCAACCUGACAUUCAGACACUCCUGCAGAAUGCCCUGGAAUGCAUUGAAAGAGAUCCACAAAAACAAAUGGAAAAUAGUGCCAUAUCAGGUGUAGUGAGUGACCUGGCUCUCCAUAGACGAUUCUGGAUGAAAGAUAGGAAAUUGCGAGUUCAUGAGACUGUGUUACACAAAGGCAAGGACCAAGCUAUUCCAGUGGAGUAUCAACAAGCCAUUGAGCACAUGAAAAGAUUUCGUUUGUCAGCAGAAGAAGCCAGGCAAUUGAAGAAUGAUGAGAAAAUGGCUCUUGAGUCAAUUUAUGGGGAUGACUUCAAAGAGAGACUCCCUGAUCGUAUCUGGGAACUUGCCUUGUCUCUAGAUUCUCUCUGGGAUUUGGCUCAUGCUGAGCCUGCAACAGGAUCUAAGGAGUCAUCUCAAAUGACACAAGGGAAACUGCAUCCACAGGGAAUUCCAGCUGGAAUUUGUAAAUUCUAUCAACAAGGACGGUGCAGAUAUGGUGAUCAAUGUAGAUAUAAGCACUUGCUGCCAUAUGAUCCUGUUACAUUGGCUCAGGAGAAGCCUAGAAGGAAAUUCUUGCUUGAGAUUCGUUUUCCAGACCAUUGUGCUUAUCCAAGUGAACCUCCUUUGGUUGUGAUUUCCCAAACAGAGGACUAUCCAGGUGACCUCCUCUUGAGGACCACAGCCUUUCUCCUGUUGAAAUCAGCUCAGUUGUGUGGCAGCGACAAUUCUCCAGUGGUUUUCUCCCUUGUGGGACUUCUUGAGCAUGAUUUGAUGGACUGGUUGUCAAUGAAGAGGUUUUUCAGGGACCUCACCCUUCCCCCAGAUGACUCUCAAUGUUCUGAUGAGGAGGGAAUACAGAGUGAAGUCAGAGAAGUUGCAUGUGACAGAUCUAAAGAGAAAAAACCAAUCAAGAUGACCUCAACUGUUGUUGGGAUGGAGGAGGAACAGAGCUUUAAGGACAAUGCCACACUGAAGAGUAGAUAUGCUUCAAAAAACUCUGAUUGUAGUUAUCAAGAACUCCUGGUACAAAGGAAGGCCUUACCAGUAUGGAAUGCUCGAUCAGAAAUCCUUCUUGCUCUAAAGAAACAUCAGGUCCUUGUGAUCAGUGGGAUGACUGGUUGUGGAAAAAGUACUCAAGUGCCUCAGUUCAUCCUUGAUGAUUGGCUGUCAUCACAGUCAGGUUCUUGUUGCUACGUUGCUGUCACUCAACCAAGAAGGAUAUCUGCUGUUGGAUUAGCUGAAAGAGUUGCCCAAGAAAGAGUUGAGAAAGUGGGAAAUGUUGUUGGUUAUCAGAUAAGGCUGCAAAGCUGUACAUCUCGAUGGACCCGACUUGUCUACUGUACCACAGGAGUGCUUUUAAGAAGGUUGGAAGCCAAACCAGACUUCUAUCCUGUCACUCAUCUCAUCAUUGAUGAAGUUCAUGAGAGAAGUGAAGACAGUGAUUUCCUCAUGAUGCUGGCAAGAGAAGUGUUGCCAAAGAGACAAGAUCUCAAAGUGAUCUUGAUGAGUGCCACUCUGGAAGCUGAGCUUUUUUCCUCCUAUUUUGGGGGUGCACCCAUCAUUGAAGUCCCAGACUGUGAUACAUUUGAAUAUGAAACAUUGUACUACAUGGAUAAUGAGAGAGUCAACUGUGAUCUCAUUGUGAGUGUCUUAGAAUGGCUGGCUUUUGGGGAACAUAAUCACCCAAAGGAAGGCUCUUUGCUUGUGUUUCUCCCUGGAAUCUCUGAAAUACGAAGUCUAUACGAUCAGCUGAGUGCUCAUCAUAUGUUUGGACAGAAAGCUAAAAAGUUUCUGCUUAUUCCACUCCACUCAUCACUGACUAGUGAAGAACAGCAGGCUGUGUUCAAGCCAGCACCGAGUGGUGUGCGUAAAGUUGUCCUCUCAACCAACAUUGCUGAGACUUCAAUCACCAUUGAUGACUGUACUUUUGUGGUUGACAGUGGGAAAAUGAGAGAGAUUCGAUAUGACCCAAGCAAGCACAUGGAGAGCUUAGAUGUAGUAUGGGAGAGCAUUGCAAAUGCCAAGCAGAGAAUGGGUCGAGCUGGUAGAGUGAAACCUGGAGUGUGCGUCUAUCUCUUCACCUCUCAUCGAUAUUCAUACCAUCUCCAUGUCAGGCCAAUGCCUGAAGUCCUUAGAAUCCCACUUGAGAGAUCCAUUCUUCGUGUCAAGUUGCAGAGAGAACUCUUCAAUGAUGACCAAAGUCCAGUUUGUGUCCUUGGGCAUUUGUUGGAGCCACCAUCCAAGGAAAGCAUAGAGGGAGCGAUGAAACGACUACAUGAAGUUGGUGCUCUAGAUGCCCAAGGGAAUUUGACACCUUUGGGGUAUCACCUGGCUGCCUUACCUGUGGAUGUCAGGAUAGGAAAGUUGAUCAUCUAUGGGAGCAUCUUCAGAUGCCUUGAUGCUGCCCUGACUAUUGCUGCAUGCCUCAGUUACAGAAGCCCUUUUGUGACUCCAUUCGAGCAGCGUGCAGCAGCUGAUAAGACCAGGAUGAGUUUUGCUGUUGGUCUCAGUGAUCAACUCACUUCUCUGAAUGCUUACAAUGCAUGGCAGAGAGCCUGUUCUCACAGUUCAUAUGCUGGUUCAAGGUUUGCAAAUGAGAACUUCAUGUCCUCCAGAACUCUAGAAAUGUUAUCUUCUCUGAAACAUCAAUUUGUGGAGCUGCUGUGCAGCAUAGGAUUCAUCCCAGGUGAUAUGACAACCAGACAGCUGGAUAAGAUGGCCAGAGGUCGAGGAGAUGCAGUUCUGACUGCCACUGGACCAGCAAUAAAUGAGAAUGGGGAAAAUGUGCGUCUGGUGGUGUCAGUCCUGUGUGGUGCCCUCUAUCCCAAUGUGGUGCAGAUUCUUACACCAGAAGUGACCUAUAAACAAACUCCCACUGGUUCGGUUGCCCUGCCUCGAGAUGCCAAAGAUAAUAGAUUCCUCACUGAAUCUGAUGGAUAUGUGAGUAUCCACCCCAGUUCAGUGGUGGCUAAUGUAGGAGAAUUUCCAUACCCAUACAUUGUGUAUCACGAGAAGUUGAAGACAUCACGAGUGUACAUCCGGGAGUGCUCUUUGGUUCCUGUGUAUCCAUUGCUGCUCUUUGGAGGCAGUGCACUUAAUGUUGGACUUCACAAAGGGAAAUUCACUGUUGCUAUUGAUGAUGGAUGGAUUGCUUUCAUCUCCCAGUCUCUUGAGGUGGUGAUGCUACUCCAGAAAACUCGCUUGGAACUGGAUGAAGUUCUGUCUUCAAAAAUUCAGCAACCCAAUCUGGAUCUCAAGAAUCACCUGACCCAUGGGAAGCUGAUUGACGCCAUUGUUCAUCUUCUCUCGCGCUCUUGAAAUUAUUUUGAGUUGUACAUGCUUUCCUACUACCAUGUUACCAUCCUGAUGAUCUUGAAUAAAUGUUUAUCCAUG
Darwinula stevensoni is the source of this 3558-nucleotide messenger RNA. The record is from the annotation of a GenBank genome assembly. Lineage: Eukaryota; Metazoa; Arthropoda; Ostracoda; Podocopida; Darwinulidae.